CUCAGGGUGACCACGAGUCAUACAAACAGCACUGCACUGAGGCCUCAGCUCAAGAGUGAACAAAGUGAACAUCAGUCAUCGGACUUUGUGAAGAGGAUCCCUGCGACUAUAGGUCAGAGUUUGCUUCUUGGAUGCAGCACUAUGAGUGGGUUAGAGAGCAGAGCUUAAGAGGUAGUGCUGGUCACCAGAGCACAAACAUAUCACGGUCUGUGAUGCGAAGCGGAGAGAGCUUCUGUGAAUAUCGUGACAGGGACAUGGGAUGUCUCUGACUGUGCAGCGAAAUCAACAUGACUUUCAUUCUGCCCUCAGUCUGGUAACAAGUGAAGACGUCGUCCAGCUUGAAGCAACAUCCGGCACCCAAUAAAAAGAGAAAGAGGGUGGAACAAAGGGAGGAGACAGAAGAAGAAUAAGCGAGAGAGAGAGAGAAAAGGAGAGACUAGAGAGGUAAAGUGGAGAGAAGAAAGAAACUCACAUUUUUACAGAUGGAUCUGGGCGUGCUCAAGGCUCUGGAGAGAGAGAAGGUUCUGGAGGUUCUUCAGAGAGACAAACUUUUACGCAGCACGGAUGACGACAGAAUAAGGAGGCUGAAGACGGAGCUACAGGAGAUCCGAAGGAAAGGUGCCAAGGGUUUUGCACGGCAGUACAGCGAAAGGACUUGCGCCCGCUGUCAGAGGCAGCUGGGAAUGUUCUGGAACUCGGGCGCCGUGUGCCGAGGCUGCAGCCACCGCGUCUGCAACAAGUGUCGCGUGGGCGUGUCCGCCCUGGACUGGAAGUGCACCGUCUGCCACGCCUACAGGAAGGUUAAGAUCAGGUCCGGGGAGUGGUUUUUGGAAGAAAGGGACAAGAAAUUUCCACCUGACUCGGAAAGGCAUGAGACUGUUGGGGAGAAGCUACUAAAGUCUUACCAGAGGUUGAGUCAUAUAACAGUCGUUCCGCCAACCGCUCCACCCUGUCAUUUGGACCGAAGACAAAUAUGGCUACAGGGAUUCCCCCAAGGGCAUAAGGCGAAGAAGACACAACCUCUCUCCUCAAAGCUUACCAAAGGCCCCAGUCUUACCAACCUGUUCAAGAAGAGCCGGAAUGAUGACCAGAGCAGUUCCUCGUCAGGGGCAGAUGAGGACCUUUCUCUGGGUUCAGAGUACUCAUGGGGAAAGAGGGGCAGUAGUGCUAGUAGCACUGGUACAGACUGUGGACUCUUGGAGAUCAACAGAGUGACAGGGGAGCUAAAGCUCGCCAUCGCCUUCAACCACAUCACUUCCUGCCUGGAGAUCACAAUAAACGGCUGCAGAAACCUGGCGUAUGGAGAUAUCAAGAGGAAGAAGUGUCACCCGUACGUCAAAGUCUACCUACUGCCGGAGAAGUCUCAGAGCAGCAAACUGAAGACAACUAUCAAGAGGAACACAACGGAUCCCAUUUAUAAUGAAAUUUUACAGAUGGAGAGCCCCUUGUUGUCCAGGAGUACUCUGCAGGUGUCUGUGUGGCACUCUGCGACCCUGAAGAAGAAGGUGUUUCUGGGAGAGGUCCUCGUCCCGCUGGAGGGCUGUAUAUUUAAGGACAGCACCACCCAGGGCUCCAACAGGUACCCCCUGUGUCCAAAGCCUGAGAGUCCAGAAGGGAAUGCAGUAGAGCAGGAUACAGCAGGUCAGAAUGAAGUUCACCUCCUUGUCCCAGCCGUCCUGGGUUUGCCACACAGAUGGUGCUUGACUCUUCCCGGGCCCAGAGAGCUGGUCCAGAGGACCCCUGUCCUGAAGAAGCCCAGUCCGGUGUGGUCUCACCAGCUGCUCUUCAGCAGAGUCACGCCCUAUGACCUCCAGAUCUGCACUCUGGAGCUUGACCUCUGGGACCACACCCCCUUUACCUUCUCAGACCGCCUCCUUGGCUGGGUCAGAAUGGAAGCCGAUAAUAUGGCUGUCUGUCAUACCUUUACAAUCAUACAGUAGAUUUGAAUCAGUUUGCAUGAAAAUGAAAUGGCGUAAAUAGAAAAGUUUGACCAGGCCCAUCCAAGGGGGCUUGAGGUGAGAUACAUUAUUUGUUUUUAAAUUCUUCAACUGGGUUUACUUCAUCUAAUACCAACUCCAGUUGUCUAACAUCCCAGACUGAGUCAAACGUCAAUGAUAAUUGAAUUAACAAGAGCACCAAUGUCCUAUUUCACACAAAUGUAAUUUAGAGAGCCAUCUGAGGAAACAGGUUUCACCUAUUUCACCUUACAGGGUAUUGAGGACUCUCUCUCCUUAGCAUAUAAUUUCUCUCUUUUCAUUCUCUCGUGCUCUCUCUCUCUGUGUGAUGGACUCAGCUUAGUGCAGUCUCUGGUUUCACAAAACUAUAAAACAUUGAAAAAAUAUUUGUGAGAGGAAGCAAGGAAGGACUGAUGAUGUCACUGACCUGGCACUCUGUUAACCACGUGUUUCUUAGGGUCAUCAUGGCAACUGGUGCUGCAGACACCCAACAUGUGGCAUGACUUCAGUUUACCCAUGCAAGCCAACAUCAACAGCAGGAGAACAUGAUGUCAGAGUCAACAGGGGAAAAAAGCAACUGGACUGGACUCCCCACAAGAAAAACCUUGGCACUUUAAGGGCUCUAUUCAAUCCGUAUCGCAGAAAUUCAGCGUAAUUUAAAGGCAAUGCUCCCACAUUAGCGGAGUCUGCAUUUACGGUAAACGUUGCGCAUGUCGGCUCAAUAUGAAAUGACUUUUACAUUUCUGCAAUACAGACUGAAUAGAGCCCCUACUCUACCUUUACCUCUAUUUGCACUGACUGUCAGGCCCUUGCUUAGUGAAAGUCCCUUCUAUUAACUAUUUAUGUUCAAUUGAUGACCUUUUAUGUAUUAAAAGGAUGUUCUACUCAAAAGGAAACCUAUUGUUCUUUAUUACUGUUUUUAAAGGGACGUUCCACUCAAAUACAACCCAGCAUGAUUUUUCCACUUUCCUUGGAAAAUGGCCUACAACUGAGGUGUUCAAGUGGAAAAUCAUAUUAAGUUGUAUUUUGAGGGGAAUAUUCCUUGUGCUUUAAGCAUGCUCACCUGAUAACAUUGAAUGAAUGUCAUUAAACGUCUGAGAAAGUGAAUGUCUACAACAUAAGAAAACAUGUGGUUGUCUCAUUCUUUCUUAGUUUCUUCUUGUCCUUUCUAUUCAUGAGUUUCUGUAACCUGUAGUUAACCCCUAGCUAACGU
Messenger RNA from Oncorhynchus keta (chum salmon), 3168 nucleotides. It is a transcript of the gene sytl3, whose product is annotated as synaptotagmin-like 3. The record is from RefSeq and is a predicted model, not a curated record. Gene Ontology annotation, biological process: intracellular protein transport; exocytosis. Gene Ontology annotation, molecular function: neurexin family protein binding; small GTPase binding. Gene Ontology annotation, cellular component: exocytic vesicle; plasma membrane. Bases 483 to 1940 code for a protein of 485 amino acids. NCBI's taxonomy places the organism in Eukaryota, Metazoa, Chordata, Actinopteri, Salmoniformes, Salmonidae. The transcript is spliced from 13 exons.